Messenger RNA from Meriones unguiculatus (Mongolian gerbil), 3246 nucleotides. It is a transcript of the gene Slc33a2, whose product is annotated as major facilitator superfamily domain containing 3. Gene Ontology annotation, biological process: transmembrane transport. Gene Ontology annotation, molecular function: transmembrane transporter activity. Lineage: Eukaryota; Metazoa; Chordata; Mammalia; Rodentia; Muridae. Gene Ontology annotation, cellular component: membrane. Bases 1876 to 3111 code for a protein of 411 amino acids. The transcript is spliced from 5 exons. The record is from RefSeq and is a predicted model, not a curated record.
GGGCUAGGUCUUCAUUAUGGUGGUAAGCAUGGGGCAUGUGAUGAUCCAUUAGGUAAAGCCAACCAACAUACUAGUAAAGACUGUGAAGGCAGAUGUGACACACAUCUGCCUUGUAGGGCCACUUCAGAGACACUUGGGAGGGGACGAGUUUGCAGAGAAUUCCAGGGGAAAGAGAUCUUAGAGGCUGUAACGGAAAUAGUGCCCCUUCCCUGAGACAUAGCAACAUGUCCCUUUGUUCAGGCACUUCCUGUGCCGACCACAGGAUGGAGCUGUUGAGCAGGGUUACAACCAAGUGAGUGGCAGCCCGCCUGCACGCAGAGCAAAGCAGGGGAGGUCCUCUUGCAAGCCACUUCUAGGAACCUUUGGGGCAGAUGAGUGCUGACGGAAGAAAAGAUCGUGGAGUGGGGGCUCGGGAAGGUUUGAGCCUCUGUGCACAGAUCUGCUGUGAUUCACCCGCGUGGUCUGUGGUGUUCCUCCGAGGUGGCCAACAGCAGCCCGCCCAGCUAACACUGAGUUUGAGUUAUUUGCAGUGGCAGGGAUUGAAUUCAGGAUCACUGGGCUAUAUCCUGCCCGCCAACCUUUCCCAGUUUUAAGACAUGGUCUUGCUAAGUUGUCCAGUUCAGCCUUAAACUCACCUCCUCUGGCCUCAGCCUAAAUAGCUGAAAUUAUAGGCGUUCACAGUUAUGCCCCACAGUAGGACCCAUUGUAGGGAUAUGAAAACUUGGAUCUGGAGACUAUGUAGAAGGGACUGGACAGGCUCUCAGUGGAAACAAGGCAACGCCGGGAUGCUCAGACUUGAACCCUGUGUCCAAACACAAUAGCAAUACCACAGUCUACUGUGGAGUCAGUUCUUAACCCAAGGUCUUAUUUAACAGCCUCAUUGCUGCCUUCAGAGAGCACAACUCUGGGAAUUCCGGGAACAGGGAAAUUGGACAUGGGCCUUCCCUGCAGGGCCAGAAUCACACUGGCUGGACUGCCUACCCUCACUGAACACAAGGGAAGGGGGUAUCAUGGGAAGUAGCUGACUGGUCCUGCCCUUUCCCGCAAAACUCCUACUUCUGCGUGUGUGCGCGUUGGGGGGGAUGAUCUGGAGCCACAAUCAGUCAAAAGUAUAGGGAGCAGGGAUCGAAGCACUGUGGAGCAAGGUGCUGACUCCUCCGUGGGAGCCGAAUAGCAGAAACGUUUCUGGGUGAGUGUGGUGGCGCACACUUUUAAUCCCAGUACUCGGGGGGCAGAGGCAGGCUGGCUGAGUUGGAGGUGGGCUUGGCCUGCGGAGUGAGCUGCAGGACAACAGGGCUACAUAGAGACCCCCACCCCAAUAAAAACACGGAGACCCCCAUCCCCUCCCCAAUGAAAAAAGAAAUGCGUCCGGAACGAAUCUGGUAACCACUGAGCAGAAAGGAGGAUACUUUUGAGACCCGCCAGUUGCUGCAGCUUCCUUCCCAGCAGCUCACUGGCCUGCUGGGAGCACGAACAGCAGCGCUGUGGUGUCCAGCUUUGGCACCAGGGGCGCCAGAGCAGCCGUUCUGUGUAACCUGCUUGACAUCUGGCACUGGGGUUUAAAGGCCAACUGAGGGCUAGACUACAGAACUAAAAGGGUGUUGGCUCCACCCUCAGCCAAGGGAGCCCCGCCUCUCCCUCAGCCUGACCCCUGCGCAAAGCAUGCUGGUAGUCAUGGGCAGCGCGAGGCCGCCGGCCCACCUCGCUAUAGGAUAGGUCUCUUGCUCUGCAUUUUUCUCCCAACUUCGGUACUUCCGGGAUAUCAGGGCCCCAGUUUGCGCGUUGGGAUUCCAGCCUGAUUGUGCCUGAGUCUAUGUAGGCGGACUAGACCCUGACCUUUCAUCCCGAGCCAUCCGAUCCCAGCACGAGCCGGCUAUGCAUGGGAAGCUGCUGCCGCUGGCUGGCCUCUAUCUUGUGCAGGGUCUGCCCUAUGGACUGCAGUCCAGCUUGCUGCCCAUUCUACUACGGACCCAAGGGCUCUCUCUAACUCGUGUGGGUCUGACCAAGGGAUUGUAUGCUCCAUGGCUAUUAAAGCUGGUGUGGGCACCGCUGGUGGACAGGCGGGGCUCCCCGAGGCUCUGGCUGACCCUCAGCACCAUAUCCCUGGGCCUGGUGUGUGGACUGCUGGCUGCGUUGCCUCCCCCGCAAGCUGGCCAGGCACAGCUGCCCAUCACCGUGAUGGGGCUGCUGCUGCUGCUGAAUCUGGGUGCAGCAGUGCAGGACGUGGCUCUGGACACACUUGCUGUGCAGCUCCUGGAGCCAAAGGAGUUGGGACCUGGGAACACUGUGCAGGUGGUGGCUUACAAGCUGGGAUCAGCACUGGCUGGGGGUGGGCUGUUGGUCCUUUUCCCCACUCUGUCUUGGCCAUUGCUUUUUCUGCUCCUAGCUGCCACCUACUGGGUGGCUGCUGCCUUAGCCUGGGCUGCACCGGCUUUGGGAAGACUGCCAUGGCCUCAAGUGUCCGAGCACACCCCCCACACCUAUCUCCUACAAGAUUUGUUGGCUGUGCCUGGGACCCUCUGGACAGCAGGCUUUGUGCUCACCUACAAGUUGGGUGAGCAGGGCGCUGGCGGCCUGUUCCCACUUCUUCUGCUGGACCACGGUGCUUCCGCCUCAGACUUGGGGCUAUGGAGCGGCUUGGGUGCCAUGACCUGUUCCAUUGCUGGCUCCUCAUUGGGUGGAGCUCUACUGGCCAGGCACUGGCAGCCGCUGUCCCUGCUGAGGUCAGUGCUACAGCUUCGCUUUUGGGGUCUGGCCGGCCAGACUGCCCUGCUUUUCCACCUCAGCACCCCAGGCGCCAGUCUGGACCCUGGCACAGUCAUGCGAGGGGCAACAUUGCUGAGCAUAUGUGUACAACAGUUUCUGGGGGGUGUGGUCACCACGGCCACAUUCACUGUGAUGAUGCACUGCAGCCAGUUAGCACCCAGAGCCCUGCAGGCCACACAUUACAGCUUCCUGGCUACUCUGGAACUGCUGGGCAAGCUGCUACCGGGAAUCCUGGCUGGAGUGCUGGCUGACGGCCUGGGCCCACGUCUCUGUUUCACCGCCUUCCUUGUACUCUCAGCCCUACCCGUCCUGGAUCUCAGCCUGGCGCCCAGUCACCUGACCUGAGCUGGAUGUUAGGACUGUCCAUAAAGCCAAUAAAGCUGAUGUAUGGCCCAGAUGUCCGGGACACAGGAGCUGCAGCUAUCUCCAAACUGAAGGCUGCGUUCCCAGGAAAUAUAUAAAAUUACUGAGUGCUUUUUA